This is a messenger RNA of Venustampulla echinocandica, 675 nucleotides long. RefSeq lists its product as uncharacterized. Lineage: Eukaryota; Fungi; Ascomycota; Leotiomycetes; Helotiales; Pleuroascaceae. The record is from RefSeq and is a predicted model, not a curated record. The transcript has 4 exons. The coding region runs from base 1 to 675 and encodes 224 amino acids.
AUGGCUACAGCAGAGAAGAUCCAAUUCAGCACUCCAUUACCAGUCACACCUCCGGGCAGCCUGAACCCGAGCCCGAGCCUAUUGCAAUCCGAACAGCCUGUCACGGCAGAAGACCAAACCGGCAAGAUGAAUUGGGAGAUCACUAAGACAUAUGAGGUAUCGGUUACUAGAGAGAAAUCAAGAAAACGGAGCGGAGAUUGUGGAAAUUCCUGGAGUAUUAUUGAGGAUCUCGAGCGUACAGGAGCACAGCUCCAUGACGCAGCUGGGAGACCCAAGGAUGAUAAUUCCGUGGCACGUGAACUUAGGGACGUAGAGGUUUAUAGCUCUGGAGCAGAUGCUACCAUCAUUGAGCCGUUAGAGAUGUGGGAGCCGCUAUAUAUGGGGGAGCCGGAGGUUUUUUGGCCUGACCCGUUUCCCGUCACCUCCCUUGAUGAGGCCUUCAGUGACACGUCCGACGACGUCUCCAGUGAAGCUUCUUCUGACCUAGCAAGCGAAAGGUCUUCUGAAACGGAAGGCAGUGUCGUAGACCAGGCUGGGGUGGCAGGAGGAUUGCCAGGACUUGAUCCUCGCAACGCGCAUGAUUUUUAUGACUUUUUCGACCCUCACUACGAUAUUAUAAAUCGACCUGCCUCUAGUUCUGAGGCCUUCACCUCUUCGCAUUCGAAUGUGCAAUAG